Molecule: messenger RNA, 1699 nt
Organism: Cajanus cajan (pigeon pea)
Lineage: Eukaryota; Viridiplantae; Streptophyta; Magnoliopsida; Fabales; Fabaceae
Product: protein ROOT INITIATION DEFECTIVE 3
Biological process (GO): rRNA processing; DNA-templated DNA replication
Cellular component (GO): rixosome complex; nuclear pre-replicative complex
Molecular function (GO): protein binding
Source: RefSeq, a predicted model, not a curated record
UGUGUGAUUAGUGAUUAGUGUUGAGGAAGGUAGCGUGCAAUAACAAUAUGCAGCAGAGGAGGGAGAAAGAGAUGGUGAGAGGAGAAGCAGAGGCAGUGGUGGCGUGCAGCGACAAGAGCAUGAAAAUUGGGGCCACGAUGUGGGACUUGGAAACGGGAGAAAAACUGCUUCACAUACCAACCUGUGCCUCGCCACCUUUCGGCUUCUUGUGCUUGAGAAACCGUUUCCUCGUCGCAUCUCAAAUUAACAAACACGGCUCUAUCGGCGAUGGAGCCAUUCUAGUUUGGCCCUUCAACAAGCCUCAACAACCACUUUUGAAUUACACAGUGGAGGCUGUUGGACCACUUUGUUGUACAAAUGAUGGCAUAUACCUUGUUGGAGGAGCUCUGUCAGGAAUUGCUUAUCUUUGGAAUGUGACCAACGGAAAAUUAUUGAAGACUUGGAGAGCUCAUAAUAAAUCUUUAAACUGUAUGGCAUUUUCAGAUGAUGAUUCUUUUCUUAUUUCCAGUUCAGUUGAUGGCACGAUCUGUGUUUGGUCUAUGAUUAGUUUGUUAGACAUAGAAGAAACAACAAGCUCGCCACCUUCAUUACAUUGUUUGUCAGGACACACGUCAUCCAUAACAGGUCUUUUAACUAUACCGAACUCAAUAUUAGUAUCAAGCUCCCUUGAUGGUACAUGCAAGGUUUGGGAUUUUAUCUACGGAAGGCUCGUGCAAACUCAAGUUUAUCUUUUUGCAAUAACCUCCAUCACCCUCCACCAAAGAGAAAGACUUUUGUUUUGUGGAAUGGAAAAUGGAACAAUAAUUGUCAACAAGCUUGACAUUGGUUUGAAAGAAGGUCCUUCCAUGGGUACAGUAGCUCAACCACUUGAAUUGAAAGGACAAAACGGAGCCAUUAGUGCCUUAACAUGCUCUCGAGCAUGCCUAAUAUCUGCCUCUGAAGAUUGCACGAUCUAUAUUUGGGAUAUCUUCAACUGGGAAGUCAUUCAUAGGUUUAAUCUUCAAAAAGCAGGGAAAGUAACUAAUCUUGUGAUAGUUUCACGGUCCGCAUUGGUUUCUGCAUCAAAGUACGAGACAGUUUCCAAUAAGUAUUAUGUUUCUCCACUUGACAAGUAUCCUCAGUUGAUUAACUCAUUCAAGGGAACUACUACUCUUCUUUCCUUGUGCCCACUCCACAAAGGAAACCAAACUUGCAUUGAUUUGAGAAGUAGUGAUUUAUCAAGACAGAAGAUUUCAAGUUCACAGAAAGCAGAUGUGCCUAUGUCCAUGACCAUACAAAUGAAAGUGGAAACAAGUAUCAAGAAUCAUGUAUUGGCGACAAAUAUGGCAGAGCAUGUUACAGUGAUAAACAAACAGUUGCAAUCACAACUAUUGAACUUUAUACAACACAGAUUGUUAUGUCCAAACAUCAUCAACACACAUAAAACUAGAAGAAAAAAACUCAAAAUUCAAAGUUUGGUACGGGAAGAGAAAAAUCUAAAGCCAUAGCUAAAUAUAUUUUUAGAUUCAUUUGUACUUUUCCUUAUGUACGCAGCAUUUAAAUUCAAGGUCUUCAUCUAAAAAAAAAGAGGAAAAAAUAGACCUUUGCUUCAUAUUGUAUAUGUUCCAAAUAUGUUUUGAGUCAUUGUUGGACUUUCGGCCUUGUGUACCUAACUUUGUUUUUAUAUAAAACCAUAUAAGGGAAUAAUGAACGACAAUUU